Molecule: messenger RNA, 607 nt
Organism: Melopsittacus undulatus (budgerigar)
Lineage: Eukaryota; Metazoa; Chordata; Aves; Psittaciformes; Psittaculidae
Gene: DYNLL1
Product: dynein light chain LC8-type 1
Exons: 3
Coding region: 90-359 (89 amino acids)
Biological process (GO): motile cilium assembly; intraciliary retrograde transport
Cellular component (GO): cytoplasmic dynein complex
Molecular function (GO): dynein intermediate chain binding
Source: RefSeq, a predicted model, not a curated record
GGCGGGGCGGUGCUUAGCGACCAGAUCGCAGCGCCGAUCUGCUCCCAUCCUGACCGGACCCGCGGCGCCCGCCGAGCGUAUAGGCAAUCAUGAGUGAUCGAAAGGCUGUGAUCAAGAAUGCAGACAUGUCAGAAGAGAUGCAGCAAGACUCUGUGGAAUGUGCUACACAGGCACUGGAGAAGUACAACAUCGAGAAGGACAUUGCUGCUCACAUAAAGAAGGAAUUUGACAAGAAAUACAAUCCCACCUGGCACUGCAUCGUGGGGAGGAACUUCGGCAGCUACGUGACUCACGAGACCAAGCACUUCAUCUACUUCUACCUCGGCCAAGUGGCUAUUCUUCUGUUCAAGUCUGGUUAGACCCAUGGACUGUUACUGAAACUUGCACCUGGUUCCAGGACUGCACCAACUCCAGACAGCCUCCUACCUUCAGCCUUCCUGAGGAAACAGACCUUCAGGUCUUUUGUUGUAUUGUUCAUGGUCAGGGAUUUUGCUGUAGCAGCUGUUUUUUUUCAUUGUGGCUAUAAAAAUGGCAAAAAUGUCUUCCUUGUAUUUAUUUUCUUUCAAAAGAUGGCUUCUUUGCUAAUAAAACUGUUGGAACAAGUUUA